AUGGCCCUUAAAAGAAAUGUCUUCGGAGAAAGAAGCACAUCAAAGAAUUUUUCAUGGACACUUGCAAUGGAUGCGGCAUUAGUUGAUGCAUUCUUUAAUCAGUUUAACAUGGGACUUAAGGUAAAUGGCACUUUUGUUUCCAAAGCUUAUGAUAACAUUAUUGAGGAACUAGGAAAAACAUUGAAUAUGAAGAUUGAAAAGAGUCAAGUGAAGAGUCGAUGGAAGAUUUUGAAAAAACACUUCUUUGAUGCUUAUGACAUAUUUAAGAAUGGUAUGAGUGGAUUUACCAUAGAUCCAAUGACACAAUUGUGGAUGGCCGAGCCAGAUGUAUGGAAUGACCUAAUCAAGGUGAAGCCACAACCAAAGAUAUACAUGCAAACUCCUGUACCAAAUUAUGAUAACAUGGUUAUUUUGUAUGAAAAGGAUAGAGCUACGGGCAAUCAUUCAGUAACUACUUCAGAAUUGCGAAAGCGUUCAACAUCAAUUGAUGUAGAUGACUUCACUGACUCCACACAUGACAUUGACCCCACAAUGUCUCAAUUUUUAGCUCAAAAUGAAAGUAAUUUUCUAGAUGAUGAUAUAGACCUAAUCCCACCUUCACCUACUGAACAUGUAACUCCAUCUUCCCAUGGUGCUAGUAGUGGCAGAAAAAAAUCUAGGAAAACCAUAGACAAAGAGAAAGAUGUUUAG
Molecule: messenger RNA, 690 nt
Organism: Dioscorea cayenensis subsp. rotundata (Guinea yam)
Lineage: Eukaryota; Viridiplantae; Streptophyta; Magnoliopsida; Dioscoreales; Dioscoreaceae
Exons: 2
Coding region: 1-690 (229 amino acids)
Source: RefSeq, a predicted model, not a curated record